AGUCGCCUUCAAACAAUGAAGCGUGACGCACACAGACUCAAUCUGAAGAGGGAAAUUGGGAUUAUAGGAGCGGUGUCAUUCAUUGCUGGGACCAUGAUUGGAUCCGGCAUUUUCAUGUCCCCCCAAUUUGUACUGUUGGCCAUCGGCAGCCCCGGGGCCAGCUUGGUCAUAUGGAGCUGCUGUGGGUUGGUAGCCAUGUGUGGCGGGCUCUGCUACGCUGAACUGGGGACAGUCAUACCAGAGUCUGGAGCGGAAUACAUCUACAUGCUGCGGACAGCGGGGAGAGUGGUGGCCUUUAUGUUUGUCUUCAGCUUCGUUACCGUCAUGAGGCCUGCCAGUGCCACAGCAAUCGCCCUGGGUCUGGCGGAAUACAUCGCUGCCCCUUUUUACCACGGAUGCAUCCCUCCGCAACCCGUGGUGAAGUGCGUGGCUGCAGCAGUCAUAUUGGCGCUGGCCAUAGUCAACUGCAUGAGCGUCCGCUUGGCCACCGGCAUCCAGGUGUUGUCCAUGGUUGUCAAGCUGCUGGCUCUGGCUGUGAUCAUACUGGGAGGUGUGGUGCUGCUCUUCCAGGGACACACUGAGAACUUUGAGAACUCCUUUGAAGGAACAAAUGCUGACGUCAGCUCCAUUGGCAUUGCUUUCUAUCAGGGCUUGUGGUCUUAUGAUGGUUGGAACACUUUGAAUUGUCUAACUGAGGAGCUGAAACAUCCAGAAGUGAAUCUUCCUCGGGCCGUUGUGAUAGCCAUUUCUCUGGUGACUGGCUUGUAUCUGCUGGUGAAUGUCAGCUACCUGACCGUUAUGACGCCGAUGGAGCUCAUGUCCUCCAACGCGGUAGCAGUGACCUGGGGGAACAAGGUGCUGGGAAGCUGGGGCUGGAUCAUGUCUGUGGCCGCAGCGCUGUCCGCUUUCGGUUCCCUGAACGGGACGUUCUUCAGUGGAGGCCGGGUGUGCUUUGUGGCCGCCAGGGAAGGACACAUGCCAGCUAUUCUGGCCAUGGCUCACAUCCACCGACUGACUCCGUCUCCGGCCCUGAUCUUCACCACCAUCGUCUCUCUGCUGGUUCUGAUCCCUGGAGACUUCCAGAGCAUUGUCAACUACUUCAGUUUCACUGCCUGGUUUUUCUAUGGCAUCACCCUGUCUGGACUACUUUAUCUCAAGAUUAAGAAGCCGGAGCUCCACAGGCCGUACAAGGUUCCCAUCAUACUCCCCGUACUGGUCCUGAUUGUGGCAGUAUUCCUUGUGCUGGCCCCUAUCAUAGACAAUCCUCAGAUUGAAUACCUCUAUGUGACUUUAUUUAUCGCCAGUGGAGCUAUCGCCUACGUACCCUUCAUCCAUUACCAGCUCUGUCCAGGGCUGUUGACCAAGCUGACGGUGUUCCUGCAGCUGUUCUUGGAGGUCGCGCCGGCUGAGAAGAACCUGUGAUUUGAGCAGAAGAAAUGUAACACUACAUUUCACAUUUAAUACAUUACCACCUGUUUCUCAUUGAUAAGUUGGGUUAUGCGUUUGACUGUUCUGUAUAUUUGCAGAGGGUCCGUAGUCACGUUAGGCCAUGGGAAAAGAAAUAACAUUCUGAAGUAAAUCUGUAUUUAAAAUGUCGGCUGCCAGUUUUUCUUACGACCUAAACACUUUUUCCAAGUGCAACAGUGGCUAAAUAACAGCGUGCACUUUACCAGCUGAAACCCGAUUGUUAUUGUGAAUAUGGGUUGCACAAUGACAGCAGGCUGUGCACAAAGUCGGGUUCAAAAUUAAUGAUAUGUAAAUAAAUUUGGCAACAAGAAAGAAA
Molecule: messenger RNA, 1783 nt
Organism: Gasterosteus aculeatus aculeatus (three-spined stickleback)
Lineage: Eukaryota; Metazoa; Chordata; Actinopteri; Perciformes; Gasterosteidae
Product: b(0,+)-type amino acid transporter 1
Biological process (GO): amino acid transmembrane transport
Cellular component (GO): membrane
Molecular function (GO): L-amino acid transmembrane transporter activity
Source: RefSeq, a predicted model, not a curated record